AUGCACUUCACCACCGCCCUCGCCGCUAUCCUCACCCUCCUCGGCCUCACCAUAUACUUCUUCGGCAUCCCCGCCGAACUAAAGCGCAAACUCGAGCGCGCCGCUCUUAAAACCAUGGGGCAGAACAAGGCCUCGUACAUGCUCAACGAUCAAAUCGAUAAGCUCCCCGAGGCAGAUCAGCAGAGUGUGAAGGAUCUGAAGAAGGGGUUGGGGAAGGCGUCCGGUGGGGCGGUGAGGAAUCCGUUGGGGGAUUUGGUCGGAGAGAAGGUGGAUGAGGGGACACGACCGAUGACGGGGCGAUAA
Messenger RNA from Eremomyces bilateralis CBS 781.70, 303 nucleotides. RefSeq lists its product as uncharacterized. The coding region runs from base 1 to 303 and encodes 100 amino acids. The transcript has 2 exons. The record is from RefSeq and is a predicted model, not a curated record. NCBI's taxonomy places the organism in Eukaryota, Fungi, Ascomycota, Dothideomycetes, Eremomycetales, Eremomycetaceae.